AUGGACUUUGCUGUAAGUUUUUCUUCGCUGCUACUGUUUUCUGCCAUGUUCAUUUGGCGACCUAUGCAGUGUGAUGAUAUGGAAGAAUAUUCGAGACCUGAGAAUAAAAUUCUAAUGAAAGCAGGUUUGGUUGGUAUGAAAGGACAGGUCAAAGUUGAGCUGUUCCAAAACAUCACCCGAAUUCUGCUGGAAGACGAAGAAAUGAAGAAACACUUCCCGACGUGCACCAUAGAAUAUAUUCCGGUUGAAUUUGACCUCUCCGAACCAAGUCUAUUUAGAAAGAGCAUGAUUCACGCCCAGGAAACUUUUCAAGAUGGUGAUGUCUCCGUGGCGAUUGGACCUUACAUCGACCAUUUUACUUCACCGAAUUAUAUCAUCACCAGCCAGAGUCACUACUUGACCACCUCUUUGGCCACUGUCCGUAAGUCGGCAGACAAAACACGAAUCAGAGUUCUCUGGCCUGAUCCAUCGGGAUUUACAUGGGCUGUUGCUCAACUCAUGGACAAACUUCAUUGGAGUAAAGUCGUCUUUUUAUCUGACAAUGAUUUUUCUCCUAUUUUGAAACUUCGGGAAACAAAAAUCAAAGUAAAUCCUAUAUUUCUGCCAUCUUUGCAUCAUCUUGCCAAAAACGAACGUACCCUUCAUGAGACGCUAAGAACCCUACGAAGUUCGGAAUGGCCAAAUUUUGUUCUACAUUCUCGCAAUUUGGGAGUCGUCAAGAAAGUUCUGGAAGUGGCAAAAGAUAUGCAUCUGUUGUAUGGAGAGCUCAAGUGGCUUGUAACAUACCUGAAUUUUGAUGAGCUGGAAGAUACCAUCUCUGACAAAUCUUUGACAAAUAUUUACGGGCUGCAAAUUUUAAACGAAACCAGAAUUCCUAAAGAAAUCAAAAGUCUGUUGAAUGACCCUUGCCAUAACACAACGAUGAUUGAGUUAGGGAUGUUAACCGACUUGGUUAGCAUUCUUCUUCGUAUGAACAUCGACAAUGGACAAACUUGUGAAUCAACACACCUACCUAAUGUUACUUUCUUCCAGUCUAUGUCUUUUAAUAUCUAUCUAUCUAUCUAUCUAUCUAUCUAUCUAUCUCAAUCUUUUAAUAUCUAUCUAUCUAUCUAUCUAUCUAUCUAUCUAUCUAUCUAUCAAUCUUUUAAUAUCUAUCUAUCUAUCUAUCUAUCUAUCUAUCUAUCUAUCUAUCUAUCUAUCUAUCUCAAUCUUUUAAUAUCUAUCUAUCUAUCUAUCUAUCUAUCUAUCUAUCUAUCUAUCUAUCUAUCUAUCAUCAAUCCUUUUAAUAUCUAUCUAUCUAUCUAUCUAUCUAUCUAUCUAUCUAUCUAUCUAUCUAUCUCAGUCUUUUCCAUAUCUAUCUAUCUAUCUAUCUAUCUAUCUAUCUAUCUAUCUAUCUAUCUAUUUAUCUAUCUAUCUAUCUAUCUAUCUCACAUCACAAUAAAAACCCCCAAAAGAGUGGUGGGAAGCAUCUAUAUUGGAGAAAAAGACACCGUGGUAAAUUUAGAUAUACCAAAUUGGGAUUCGAAAUCACCUUUUGGCCAGAAUGAAACGCUACGCAUCGUAACGGAAGUGAAUCCCCCCUUCAUCGAGAAAAAAGAAAAUGGAAAUCUUACAGGCUUUAGCUAUGAAUUAUUGGACCGUAUCUCCAAGCUGCUUAAUUUUACAUACAAAAUUGACACAGUGGAAAGAGGAAUAGAGUCAGGGACAAGGUCACCUUUGAUUUCUCAUUUGACCGAAGGGAAUGCUUCUAUGGCGAUAGGUGCCGUCCCGAUGUCUUCCGAAAACGAACGCAUCAUCUCCUCUUCAUACACCAAUCUAGCCGCUUACCUAACAUGGCAGAACAAAGACAGAAGUAUAAAGACGCUACAGAAUCUUGUUGACCAACCAAAGGUCCGAUACGGAAUACUCGAAGGAACUGAACUGGAAGAGUUUUUUAAAACCGUCAAAAAGGAUCCAUAUGAAAGAAUGUGGCUGAUGAUGACAAUGAACACCAGAGGCGUAAGUAAUCCUUUUGAAUUUGCAAUUUUGUCUCAUAAAAAAUUGUGA
Acanthosepion pharaonis is the source of this 2046-nucleotide messenger RNA. The record is from the annotation of a GenBank genome assembly. NCBI's taxonomy places the organism in Eukaryota, Metazoa, Mollusca, Cephalopoda, Sepiida, Sepiidae.